This is a messenger RNA of Rhineura floridana, 7642 nucleotides long. RefSeq names its product CCN family member 1-like. The record is from RefSeq and is a predicted model, not a curated record. Gene Ontology annotation, biological process: signal transduction. Bases 205 to 1308 code for a protein of 367 amino acids. Gene Ontology annotation, molecular function: protein binding. The transcript is spliced from 5 exons. NCBI's taxonomy places the organism in Eukaryota, Metazoa, Chordata, Lepidosauria, Squamata, Rhineuridae. Gene Ontology annotation, cellular component: extracellular region.
UAGUUGCUUUGUAGGUACUGAAACUCGCGCAAAAAGGGGUGUGCGGCUGUGUUGAGAGCUUUUAGAGGCGAGUAACCCUAGAGACAGUUUUGCAACAACUCUAUGAUCCAGCUGGCUCAUUCAGAGAAUUAGUGUGCUUGGUCAUUUUUUAUCUCGUUUGGUAAAUUUGUCCCCUUUUCUGACGUCUUUUCUCAUCAAACAACAAUGAGGCUGGCUGCCCUGUCUGGUGUUGCUUUCCUGCUGUGUAUCUCUCCGGUGGCCUGCCGCUGUCCCGCCACAUGCCGCUGCACCCCCGGUGGCCUGCCUCCUUGCCCUCCCGGGGUCAGCAUGAUGAUGGACGACUGCGGUUGCUGCCGAGUGUGCGCCCGGCAGCUCAACGAGGACUGCGGCAAGCUCUGGCCCUGCGACCCACACAAGGGCCUGGAGUGCAAUUUUGGGGCCGACCCCUCGGCUCAUCGAGGCAUCUGUUCGGCAAAGCAAGAAGGUCGGACAUGCGAAUACAAUGGCCGUAUCUACCAGAACGGGGAAAAUUUUCAACCCAGCUGCAAACACCAGUGCACUUGCAUUGAUGGGGCUGUGGGUUGCCAGCCACUCUGCCCACUAGAGCUGCCCCUGGCCUCACUCGGCUGCCCCAGUCCCCAGCUCUUGAAGGUACCUGGUCAGUGCUGCAAGAAGUUUGUGUGCAACAAAGGACCCAAGAAGUAUGGAGGGGUCACCUUUGAGUACCAUGGAGAGGCUAGUGACAAUGAGGUCAUCUACGUGGGCAAAGGUGGACACUGGAAAAACCUACCAGUGUGGAGACCGUCCUUCCAAAGUCCUGUGACAAAACAGCAGCACAAAUGCUUGGCUCAGACCACAGACUGGUCGCCAUGCUCCAAGAGCUGCGGUUUUGGCAUCUCCGCCCGUGUCACUAGUGACAACCCCCAAUGCAAACUGAUCAAAGAGGCCCGGCUGUGUCAGAUCAGGCCCUGUGGGAAACCUGAUUUUUCCAAACUAAAGAAGGGCAAGAAGUGCCUGAGGAUGCACAAAGUGCAGGAGCCUGUGAGGUUCAGCUAUACUGGCUGCAAGAGCCCACGCCGUUACCAGCCCAGUUACUGCGGGGCCUGCUUGGAUGGGCGUUGCUGUGUGCCUUUGCGCACUCGCACACUGAGUGUGCCCUUCCAUUGCUCUGAUGGGAGCUCCUUCUUCAAGAACGUUAUGAUGAUCCACACUUGCCAGUGUGGCCUGGCUCACUGCCCACUGCUCAGUGAACCGGCUAUGGGCCCCCAGUACCAGCUCAGUGGGGACAUUCACAAGUUCCUGGAGUGAUGGAGCCUGCUAUCCUCGCGUGCUAGUGGCUUGUCAGCUGAGCUGAUCUCUCAAAGGACUUUAGAUCACCCUGAUGGGCUUGACGUUGGGAGACAAGCCAUUCUAAGCCUGCCUUGCUUCUGUGAAUGCAAGUGUGCCUAAAAUUUGGAAGGCAAUCUGGAUUUUGGAGGUGCACUAAUACCUCAGCAUUGGGGAGUAAUAUAUUGUGCUGUGCUGGGAGUCUAGAUAUACAGCUCAUGGCACUGGGUUCUAUUUCUCUAUCUAGUGCAGCCAGACUCAGGCUGGAACUGGGCCUUAGGCAACUAAUGAAGGAGUCUAACAAAGCAAUCUCCUCAUCGCUAUCACCUUUAGGGCUUCAGAUUCCUAAAGGAAGUAGGACACACAGCUCCUGUGCACUAGGGGUAGCUGUAAGACCUCCGGGUUGGGUUGCCAAAUCCCAUGAUGGCCAGCUCUGAUAUCCGUAAGUUCCUAUGGUUGGAAAGAGCAAAGGAGAGCACAAGGCAGAUACAACCAAACUGGAAUUUGGGGUGGGGGUGUCAGGUCUGCCCUAGGGGCCUGGAUAGGACCUACAGUUCUGUUUAGGCUGGGAUUUGGCCAUGCAGCCUCAAGACAGUCCCAUGUAAACUGAAGAGAUUAGGUACCGAGUGAAGACUAAUGGUCAGUAGUAAUAGAUGGCGGUGGGAGGGGAGGGAGGAAGUGGUGCUCACCUGGCCUCCUGACAGCUGAGUCCCUGCUGCUUACUGAGAGAGGGAGGGACAAGGCAGUGGGGAGGUUGCUGUAAUGCAAACAAGCCAGGAGAGAUAAUCAAACCUUCUUCCUGGGGUAUUUGCAUUGCACCAGCCUCCCCACCCUCUUGCCCCUCCCCUUCCUGGUAAGCAGCAGCAGUAACUCAGCUGUCAGGAAGUUGGGUGAGCACCAGCACCCACCAUGCCGUCCAAUGGUUUUGUUUUUGCCUUGCAGAUUAUCUGAGGAAAUGGCCAAACAAAGACUGUAACCUGCUUCCCCUUAACUGUCUGCACUUUGCAUCUUUGCUUCUCUUUCUUCCUUCUCUGCCUCAGUUUGAAACGUUCCUUCCCACUCUGUCCCCCUUUGAAUCAAAGGGGUGCCUUUUGCCUCCUGCUCACAGCACACCCUAGAGGUGACAUGUUUCUGGGAGAGAGAGAGAGACCUAUAUCAGAUGUGGAAAGGGAAACCUGCCUAAUGUUUGUUCAUGACACUCUGCUUCUUUCUCCACUUUGUGCUUCAGCUGCUUCCCAGCCCAUGCUACUCAGCAUUGCCAAACGGUUCUUUAAAAUUGGGUAAGUUUUAAAAAUGGAGGGAAAAUCAGAGUAAAUGCACACAUUGUGGACUGAUGACAGUGACAAAAAAAGUUUUGAGAGUUGAAGGGGGGUUGAAAAAGAUAUUUUUACUCGUGAUGUAAAAGUCAUCCCACUUUGGCCUCUGAUAAACAGGUUUAGAAAGUUUUCUGAGUUAUUUCAAAAACCUGCAAACCCUGUUUCUCCAGAGGUAGGCUCACUAAUGGAAGCAAUGCCUUUCUCCAGCCACAUUCAGCCCCCUUUAAAAUUAGCAUCUGCCUCCAGUCUCACACAUAUUAAUUGUGAUGACAGUAAUUUGCAAAAGGCAAUCUCUGUUUGGGUGAGACCCUCCUCUCCAGCAAAUUCUCCCACUGUGGCUAAGCCAAAGAGCACCCUUCCCUGGAAUUAUUAAAGCACUUUAAAUAAUAAUAAUAAUAAUAAUCCUGUUCCCUAUAUGUUUCUGGUGAGCAGCAAAAGGGAUUACCAAAAGAAUAGGGCACAACAGUAGAAAGGAUAUGAAGCUGUUAGUCAUUCUUAUGUUCUUGGGAAAACCUGCUGCCCUGAGCUUCUACUCGGAGGAAGGGUGGGAUAUAAAUCUAAUAAAUAAAUAAUAAACCCAUGUUUAUGAGUACAGCAAAGUAGGCUUUGCUACAAAGAAGGAGAUUUUUAUGUUUAGUCCUGUUUUGACAUAAAGAAAAGCUUCAACGCUGGUUUGGAGUGAUGGCUAUUUAGCUUCAUAAUGAAGCCUUCUGUGCUUUGCACCUUGUAAGCAGAGCUUUGAUUCCACUUUCUGCCUCUUGGAUCUUAGUGUUGCUAGAGUGAAUAGUGAAGUGUUUGUCACUUCAUUCUGGUGUUUGUGUCUCUUUCCGUCUUUGUGGAGGCUUUGGUGUAGGAAAAUUGAGAUGCUGGCCUUCCAAAAGGGCUUGAUUGUCUGAGACAGAUGGUGUGAUUGGUAUGGGACAGGGUCUUGCGAACCUCCAUUACUUUUGGUUCAUAGAAUCAUCAUUCUUGAACCCCUUUCUUUCAAAUGUAGCAGAGAAUAGGAUUGGCAAAACCAGCAGGACCUGAUCUUAGUUGGAAAGCUCUUGUUAUUUUCAAAAUGUAUUCUUAUUCUUAUUAGGCUCUCAGUGAUGAUUUUAAGGCUAAAAUCCUAUGCACAUGUUCUUGAGAGUUGUACCCAGUGAACUCACUGGGACUUGCUUCUGGUUAAACAUGCAUAGGGUUUCAUGAGAUCCUAAUAACCACGUUUGUACAAUCCUUAUUAUUAGCAGCCAACAUUUUUUUUUGUUAAGAACCAUUUGUGCUAAACUCCUUAAUUCUUUGUGCAGGUCAACUAGUUUGCUAGAUUAGGGGAAUGUAGUAGGUUUAAUAUAGUUCACCUUCAGCAUUGCUUGUAACAUUCUCGAUCCACUGCUCUUCCACGUUUUCAUCAGGGACUUCGAUGGAGCAAUUGAGAGUGUGCAUACACACCAUCAGAGAGGAUUUCAAAUACUAUAGGGAAUCAAGGUAAUUCACCAUAAGUCAAUUUAAAUGGGAAUAAAAUAAAAUUUCAUCAAAGGCAAAUGUUAAAUGUUAUUCACUCAAAUAGCCCUACAAGGAUAUAAAUACAAAACCUGAUGAAAAUCACCACCAUAUGAUACUGCUUGAAGAUCUCGGGAUUCUAGUAGGUCCCAAAAUGAAUGGGUUGGCAUUACAUCUCUGUUGUACGGGAUGGGGGGGUGGAAGAAAAAAAUGCCAUUAAGGUUCAUGUUAACAGAAAUAUGUUAAGGUACAGAUGGUACUUACUUUGUUCAGCACCAGUUAAACCUCAUUUUUAAGGAUACAAAUGAACACCAAAAGCUGCCAUACAUGGGAUCAGACCAUCUAGCUUAGUAUUAUCUAUGCUGACUGGCAAGGGCACUCUAGGGUUUCAGACAGGGGUCUCUCCCAGCCCUAUCUGGAGGCACUGGGAAUUGAACCUGGAACCUUCUGCAUGCAAAUUGUCCCCCCCCCAAACACCAUAAGAGUUAUGGCCUCAACCCAUAAUACAAAAGAAUUCACAUGAGAGCAUCAAAACAAAUUAUGGAGUGGCACUACAUCAGAGGUGUUGUGGGAAAUUUAAAAUGGCGGGCCCAUGCCACCUGAUACAUAAGAACAUAAGAAGAGCCUGCUGGAUCAGGCCAGUGGCCCAUCUAGUCCAGCAUCCUGUUCUCACAGUGGCCAACCAGGUGCCUGGGGGAAGCCCGCAAGCAGGACCCGAGUGCAAGAACACUCUCCCCUCCUGAGGCUUCCGGCAACUGGUUUUCAGAAGCAUGCUGCCUCUGACUAGGGUGGCACAGCACAGCCAUCACAGCUAGUAGCCAUUGAUAGCCCUGUCCUCCAUGAAUUUGUCUAAUCUUCUUUUAAAGCCGUCCAAGCUGGUGGCCAUUACUGCAUCUUGUGGGAGCAAAUUCCAUAGUUUAACUAUGCGCUGAGUAAAGAAGUACUUCCUUUUGUCUGUCCUGAAUCUUCCAACAUUCAGCUUCUUUGAAUGUCCAUGAGUUCUAGUAUUAUGAGAGAGGGAGAAAAACUUUUCUCUAUCCACUUUCUCAAUGCCAUGCAUAAUUUUAUACACUUCUAUCAUGUCUCCUCUGACCCGUCUUUUCUCUAAACUAAAAAGCCCCAAAUGCUGCAACCUUUCCUCGUAAGGGAGUCGCUCCAUCCCCUUGAUCAUUCUGGUUGCCCUCUUCUGAACCUUUUCCAACUCUAGAAUAUCCUUUUUGAGAUGAGGCGACCAGAACUGUACACAGUAUUCCAAAUGCGGCCGCACCAUAGAUUUAUACAACGGCAUUAUGAUAUCGGCUGUUUUAUACUGAUAGCAAUGCUGCUUUAAUCUGGAUUGUUGCACUGAGCAAGGGGUUGGACUCGAUGGCCUUAUAGGCCCCUUCCAACUCUAUGAUUCUACGAGAGCAGGACAUGAAAAAAAUUCUCCAAAAAUGGCCUUGGUGAUAGUAGGCCAUCAGAAAAAGAUGGUAUUCUAAAUAUCUAAUGGGUCAACAAAGGUUUAAUCCUGACAAGAGCCACUCCAGGUUUGAGGGAGACCCUUGGCAAGGUGCACUCUGAUGGGCCCUUCUUACAUCAGUGGGAUGUGCUGUGUUUACCUGGCGGCGGCGGCGGCAGCAGCAGCAGCAGCAGCAGCAGCAGCAGCAGCAGCAGCAGCAGCAUUGCUAUCAGUAUCAGGUGGCACGCAAUGCCCCUGAUGUAGUGCCACUCCAGGGUAUUGUGGGGAAUUUUAAAUGGUGGGUUCAAGCCACUUAGUAUGGCAGCAGAGGCAAGGGCAGGUGUCAAUGCAGCAGAGGGCCCCGGCAGUGUGCUGAAGCCCCAGGAGCUACCCAAAAUUUGUCAUGUGCUAGUGCCAGGCCUGGAACUAUUUAGAUACCAUAUUAGGGAAAAUAUCCUGACAGAGGACAUUCAGGGGAUAACAACGAACCUCUUCUCCUGAGAUUUUGGAGAUGAACACCUGCUAAGACAGAAGCUUGUAAUGUGACAGAAAUUAAGACCAGAAAGAGAUUCUAAAAGCAUUUUCAUUUAUUUUGUUCAUCUCAUGAUUUUAGGUUCCUAAGGAUAUGCUCGUGUAAAGAGGCUUUCCAAUCUUGUUUGGAAAGAGUAACUGUUCAAACAGUAAGGUUCAAGAUCUGAAAGCACACUUACCUUGGGUCACAUCACCUGUAGGCCAGGAGAGAUCUUAUAGUGGUGUGACUUUAUUGCCAUCUAGAGGCCAUCUUCUUUGUGGAAAGUUGGGUUGGCUACCUGAACCAUGCAUGGAAUGUGGCUGUUAGAAUCAGAGAUCAAAACCUUAUGCUUUUAGACCAGCUUGUAAUAACAGAGGGGCGUAUGGCAAUAUAUUUGCUCUGUCUCCUUAAACAAUGAUAAUCCAGUUCUAGUUCUCUAGAAUUAUUAUGCCCUUGACUCUUCCCUUCCCAAAAAUUGUAACUCUUGUGUUAUGAAUUUUCAAUUUUAAAAUGUUUUAUUUUAAAUGUUUAAAAAGAGGGUAUCUGAUGGGGCCAGAACCAGCAACUAGAUACCUAAAAGACAGAAUGUAAGUACUUUAAAUAAAACAAAUAAUGCUGCACAGUAUCCACUGGGGAUGUGGUGUGUGUAUCUUUAAGCACAACAGCACAUGUGCACCUUUCUGGUGCAUGCAGACAUUUCUGGUUCAGGCCCUGGCACCUGGUUAGACAUGGGAUGGUGAGUAAAGAAUUAACCAGACAUAAUAGCCAUGUGUGACUAAUGGCUUGGUUCUUAUCCAUUAUUAUUAUUUUAUGUUACAGCUGCUUUCAUUGUACAAAGUGCUUUACAGUUCUUUUCUUCUUUCUCACAAUUCAGCAAAGAAUUGGUGGGCUUUAUUUUAAAGAGAUCUAUGUAUUAAAAUGAAAAGUUCUUGUUUUAUAUUUUGCAGAUAUAUAUGGAAAUCUUUGUUUGGUUUUUAUAAAAUUAAACAAUUAUUACAUAGACAAUUCUGAUCCAGGCUCUUUUGGGGAGUGAAUGAAGAGGCUUCAGGGUGAUGAGGAAUGAGUGUGGUUGAUGGUGAUGAAGAAUGGAAGGAACCCUGAAUAUCUCUUCUACAUAGAAAUAGCCACAGGCUUACAUAUAUGAGGCUCAAGAUUUAGAGAUUUCUAGGUGGGGUUUUUUGCCUCUGCCUUGAGGAUUACUACAGAAAAUAGUCCAUCAUCAUAGGACAUCUUGGUGGGUCCCCUCCAAAAGAGGCUUCUCACCAUUGAGCAGGUGUGCAGGUAAGUCUGAUUAUGGACUCAAAUUGGGAUUUGUUCAGUUCCAGACUCAGGAGCAGGAGAAGUUAGAUCAAGCACUCUGGAUAAGUUUCAGGUGUGGAUUAUUAUUAUUAUUAUUAUUAUUUAUUACAUUUGUAUACCACCCCAUAGCUGAAGCUCUCUGGGCGGUUUACAACAAUUAAAAACAUUAAAAACAAAUACACAAAUUUAAAAACACUUUAAAAAAAAAACAAUUUAAAAACACAUGCUAAAAUGCCUGGGAGAAGAGGAAAGUCUUGACCUGGCGCUGAA